Molecule: messenger RNA, 1951 nt
Organism: Tachyglossus aculeatus (Australian echidna)
Lineage: Eukaryota; Metazoa; Chordata; Mammalia; Monotremata; Tachyglossidae
Product: protoheme IX farnesyltransferase, mitochondrial
Exons: 11
Coding region: 1-1662 (553 amino acids)
Biological process (GO): heme biosynthetic process
Cellular component (GO): membrane; mitochondrion
Molecular function (GO): protoheme IX farnesyltransferase activity
Source: RefSeq, a predicted model, not a curated record
AUGACGGAAGGAAUGAAGGCGCCCAAGAACGGAUCCUUCCGCUUCGGGCACGGCCCGUCGGAGCGGCUGCCUCAGUCACCUGAGGCGGGCGGGCAAAGGCCGCCGGAAGGAAACGACCGGCCCAAGGCCACCCCGCCUUACGACCGACAUAGCCGAGGUCCAUGGCCGUUGCUGGGCGCUCACUACCGGGGUAAGGAGAAGAGGGCACAGUUGAAGCGGGCGAGGUGGAAUUUUGGACGGGCCGCUCCCGCGCGAGAGGGGAGGAAAAGGUUGACGGCGGGUCGGUGGAGCGAGGGAAUCACGUUGGUUGGAGACGGGGUGGAUCUGCGGAUCGAGCGAUGGUUCGACAAGGAGACCGAACGGGCCGAGGCGGCUUUGGGGGAUUCCCACCGGUGGGUAGGACUGCGCUCCCGGCCCCCCGAAAGAAGAGCCGUGGGGCAGACGCCACCGCUCCGGUUCGUGCAUCUUCUUAGGAACGUUAAUAAGCAGAGGAUCACAUUUCAGCACUUCAGCUUCCUCAAACGCGUGUACGUGACCCAGAUGAAUAAAGACCUCAGCCAACGAGCAAAACCCAAGCCGGAACCGGCGACCGCCCCUUUCCUGGAGAAGACCCCUCCGGGACGAUCCAAAACGGUCCUCCACGAGCUCGGGCCGGUUUCGCCGCUCUACCCGCCCGUGUCCGAAACGCCGGCCGCAGAGGAAGCGAGAGGAUUAAAGGCGGAUGCGUCGGCGGAAACGGGGCAGACCGCCGAGGAGGAGAAGCAGUGGAAGGAGAUGAGGCUCCGGCCGGAUGACUUACCGGGAAUCCUAGCCCGCUUGUCCAAAAUCAAACUCACAGCGCUGGUUGUGAGCACGGCCUCGGCUGGAUUCGCCCUGGCUCCGGUCCCCUUUGACCUGACGUGUUUUGUCCUCGCCUCCGUGGGAACGGGCCUCGCGUCUUGCGCCGCCAACUCCGUGAACCAGUUCUUUGAGGUGCCAUUUGACUCGAACAUGAACAGAACAAAGAACAGACCUUUGGUUCGGGGGCAAAUCAGCCCCCUGGUCGCGGUUUCCUUCGCCGCCUGCUGCGCCGUGCCCGGCAUCGCCCUGCUCACCUUGGCGGUCAACCCGCUGACCGGCGCCCUGGGAGCCUUCAACAUCUUCCUGUACACCUGCUGCUACACUCCCCUGAAGAGGAUCAGCAUCGCCAACACCUGGGUGGGCGCUCUGGUGGGAGCCAUCCCCCCCGUCAUGGGCUGGACGGCAGCCACGGGCAGCCUGGACGCGGGUGCGCUGCUGCUGGGUGGCAUCCUCUACUCCUGGCAGUUCCCCCACUUCAACGCCCUGAGCUGGGGCCUGCGGGAAGACUACUCGCGCGGAGGGUACCGCAUGAUGUCCGUGACCCACCCUGCCCUCUGCCGCCGCGUGGCUCUGCGCCACUGCCUGGCCCUGACGGGCCUCUCGGCCGCGGCCCCCGCCCUGGGCGUCACCACCUGGACCUUCCCCGUCGUCGCCCUCCCCAUCAAUGCCUACAUCGCCUACCUCGGCUUCCAGUUCUACCGGCGGGCGGACCGCGGCAGCUCCCGCAGGCUCUUCUUCUGCAGCCUCUGGCACCUGCCCCUCUUCCUGCUCCUCAUGCUCACGUGCAAGAAGGGUCCGGCCCAGCCGGAGCCCACCCGCUGACCGGGGGCCCGGGCCGGGCCGGGGGAGGAGGACAGCGCCCGCCCUUCGGAGGCAGUUGACCUGCAGACGUGCUCCUGUGCGCUUAGGGAGCCAGGACCGGUCCUCUCAUCCUUCUUACCAGCCCAGCCCGCGGAACCGGGAAGGAAGAAAGAACCUAUUCUAUUGCCGUCUGGCGGGGGGAAUCCAGCAGCCUGGCUAGAGCUGCCAUGGGAUUCACUCCCUCUCUCUCUUUCCCACUUUCACACACACACUGGGAUUCACUCAUUCUCUCUCCCUCUUUCCCACUUUC